Microcebus murinus (gray mouse lemur) is the source of this 2173-nucleotide messenger RNA. NCBI's taxonomy places the organism in Eukaryota, Metazoa, Chordata, Mammalia, Primates, Cheirogaleidae. The record is from RefSeq and is a predicted model, not a curated record.
GCCAGCAGCCCAGGGAAGAAAAGUUUUGCAGAGCGAGUGAGCGAGGGAGGAGGAGGAGGAGGAGGAAGAGGAGGAAGGAACCAGAUUGAGGGGCCCCGAUCUCUCUCUCUCUGGCUGCAAGUUGGUGACUGUCCCCGCGGGCGCGCGCGCGCCCAGGGCGCAGCCCGGACUUGGGCCUUCCCCGGCUGCCCCGGAGGCGGAAGAAGCCCCAGCCUCCAGAUCUGGGGUUUGGAGGCUCCUGCCUAGUAGAGGCCAGAGAGAGAGAGAGAGAGAGAGAGAGAGAGAGGAGAGAGAGAGAGAGAGAGACAGGAGAGGGACCUCUCCCGCCAGCUGUCGCCGCCCGGGCCUCGCCUCGGUCUGCAGGGCGCUCCGGAGGAGUCGGGAGGGGUGGGGAGGGGACCGCUGGGAUUCGUCCGGAGUUCCGGCUGCAGCUGCCUUUGUCCUCGCAGGACCUCCCUCUCCUCUCUCUUGUCCGUCCUCUGUCCCCGGGUGGCUCCCCCUGCCCCAGCUCCUGGCCCGGGGUGGCACCCCCGCAGCAGCAGCAAGCAAGGCGGGUCCCCGGUGGGUCCCCCGGCUCCGCGUCCCCACCGAGCCCGGCCCGGGGGAGCAGAAGGGGCUGCGAGCCGCAGCAGCGGGAGGAGGGCGUCGCAGGCCCGGGGCCGCAGGAUGGUGGCGGGGCGCCGGGCGCUGCCCGCGCUGUGGCUGGUGCUGGCGCUCGGCGGGCUCGGGGGGCCCCUGCGCGCCCAGGAGCGGCCGUCCUGCAGGAGAGCCUUCGACCUCUACUUCGUGCUGGACAAGUCUGGGAGCGUGGCCAAUAACUGGAUUGAAAUUUAUGAUUUUGUGCAGCAACUGGCGGAGAGAUUUGUAAGCCCUGAAAUGAGAUUAUCUUUCAUCGUGUUUUCUUCUCAAGCCACCAUUAUUCUGCCGUUAACGGGAGACAGAGGCAAAAUCAGUAAAGGCUUGGAGGAUUUGAAAAGUGUUAGUCCAGUAGGAGAAACUUAUAUCCACGAAGGCCGGAGUCUAGCAAAUGAACAGAUCCAGAAAGCGGGGGGCUUAAAAACCUCCAGCAUCAUCAUUGCCCUGACAGACGGGAAGCUGGACGGUCUGGUGCCCUCCUAUGCCGAGAAGGAGGCAAAGCUUUCCAGGUCACUUGGGGCUAGCGUUUAUUGCGUUGGUGUCCUUGAUUUUGAACAAGCUCAGCUCGAAAGAAUUGCAGAUUCCAAAGAGCAAGUCUUCCCUGUCAAAGGUGGAUUUCAAGCUCUUAAAGGAAUAAUUAAUUCUAUCCUAGCUCAGUCGUGUACCGAAAUCCUAGAAUUGCAGCCAUCGAGUGUCUGUGUAGGGGAGGAAUUUCAGAUCGUUUUGAACGGAAGAGGGUUCACCUUGGGGAGCCGGAAUGGCAGUGCCUUGUGUACUUACACCGUGAAUGGGACGUACACGAAGAGUAAUGUGAAGCCGUGAGCGUCAGUGAUUCUUGCUUGCCCGCGCCCCAAGCUGACCGUGGCUGGAGAAACUCUUGAUGUUUCAGUGAGCUUUAAUGGAGGGAAAUCUGUGAUCUCGAGCUCCUUAAUUGUUACAGCCACAGAAUGUUCUAACGGGAUUGCAGCCCUCAUUGUCAUUCUGGUGCUGCUGCUCCUCUUGGGCAUCGCUUUGAUGUGGUGGUUUUGGCCCCUUUUCUGCAAGGUGGUUAUCAAAGAUCCUCCACCACCACCACCACCUUCGGCACCCAAAGAGGAGGAAGAAGAACCUCUGCCUUCUAAGAAAUGGCCAACCGUGGACGCUUCCUAUUACGGCGGUCGGGGAGUUGGAGGAAUUAAAAGAAUGGAGGUUCCGCUGGGUGACAAAGGGUCGACUGAGGAGGGCGCGAGGCUGGAGAAAGCCAAGAACGCUGUGGUGAAGAUUCCGGAAGAAGCGGAGGAGCCCCCCAGGCCCAGACCUCCACGACCCAGGCCCACACACCAGCCUCCCCAGACGAAGUGGUACACGCCCAUCAAGGGUCGCCUGGAUGCUCUCUGGGCUCUGCUUCAGCGACAGUACGACCGGGUUUCCUUGAUGCGACCCCAAGAAGGAGAUGAGGUUUGUAGAUGGUAGUCUUGGGCAAGCGCCGACCGCUUGGGUCACUAUUAUGAAGGUAGGGAGAUAAUCAUAAAAAAUAAGGUCAGGCCGGGCGCGGUGG